Molecule: messenger RNA, 288 nt
Organism: Trichoderma gamsii
Lineage: Eukaryota; Fungi; Ascomycota; Sordariomycetes; Hypocreales; Hypocreaceae
Exons: 2
Coding region: 1-288 (95 amino acids)
Source: RefSeq, a predicted model, not a curated record
AUGGAGGAGCGAGGCUUCGCUUCGGGUACAGAAAGAUCGGGCGCAAAGGGGGCCGGAGAUUUCGUGGCGGACUCAGGAGCCAAGCUGGCAGGCAAGCUGAUGGAUGCUCUGGCGGGACCCCCGGCGGAUUUGCUGGCGACAGCUGCGGCCCUGGCGGGGGGUUGCAGCUACCGGGUCUGGAGCAGCUGGGGGGGAGCUCAAAUGACGCAAAUGCCCCUCUUCGCCGCCGCCUGCACCGCCGCCUUUCAGCUCUCUAGCGCUGUCACUGCGUGGCAGGUGGCAGGUUAA